AUGGAAAGAAUUGAUUCUAGCGAGACCAAAGGGUCAUCCGGCCAACCGCAGGUACAGUUCAGCGUUUCUGUCGACCACAAAGUCUCCAACCCAUUAUUUCGGAAUCUGUUGAAGCACUUCAACCCUCAUGAAAGAGACGGUGUCGCCACUGGAGCUAUUAUCGAUGGCUUCAUUGUGAAAUUCCACCCAUGGCGCUAUAUCUACUACGUCGCUAUUGCUAUCAUUGGCGGUGUCACCCUUAUUGUAUACGCGACAUUCCCGGAGACGGCGUUUACCAGAAACCUAGCAUCGAGUGACACUAUCACUACAUUGACUGCCUCUGGUGAGCGUGUCCGUCACAGUACGAAAGGCGAAGAGGCUGGUGAUUCCGAAAUCCAGGAAGUUGCCCCUAACGAGUCUGUUCAUAACCGCGGAUGGUUGAUGCAAGGCCUCAAAUUGUACCACGGCAAGUACACCCAUGAGUCGAUCUGGCAGAUGGCAAGCACUACAGACGAUGAUGAAAACAGUUUCAGCUCUCUUGAAUUCGGCGUUGAACACUAUCUUGCAUGA
Molecule: messenger RNA, 549 nt
Organism: Penicillium arizonense
Lineage: Eukaryota; Fungi; Ascomycota; Eurotiomycetes; Eurotiales; Aspergillaceae
Exons: 2
Coding region: 1-549 (182 amino acids)
Source: RefSeq, a predicted model, not a curated record